GAGAGAUUAAUUUUUCUUGGCAAGAGGAGUUUUGUAUGUUUUACUUGACACGUAAAUGGAACCAAAAAUCAAUAGACAGAUUACUUGUUCUUUAUAAAACAGGUACUUUGUAUAUUGCACCAGUUCAGAUUACCUUUGAUAAGAAAAAUCAUUCAGAUUCUGAAGGAGCCUUUUUUUCUGAGAUUUGGCUAGAAUUGAAAUUAGGGAUAAAUAACUUGAAUGUAGAAAUAAUCUUCAUAUGGAUUACACAAAAGAAUGAAGCUGAUGUUGAAGUAACAAGGAAGGUUAUAAGAAGAACUAAAGUUUCAAAGUAUAAAAAAGAGGUUGAAAUUAAUCCUGAUUACACAACAGUAGUAGCAGGAUUUGCAAACAUCAAUAGAGAUAUUUAUCGAUAUAUAUCUUAG
Funneliformis geosporum is the source of this 404-nucleotide messenger RNA. The record is from the annotation of a GenBank genome assembly. NCBI's taxonomy places the organism in Eukaryota, Fungi, Glomeromycota, Glomeromycetes, Glomerales, Glomeraceae.